Triticum turgidum subsp. durum (durum wheat) is the source of this 1257-nucleotide messenger RNA. The record is from the annotation of a GenBank genome assembly. Lineage: Eukaryota; Viridiplantae; Streptophyta; Magnoliopsida; Poales; Poaceae.
AUGGGCUCCCUCUUCCUUCCAUGGCCGCUGCCUUCCGCCGUUUGUCCUCUCCCGGCCGCUCGUCGCCGACCCCCGGAGCACCACCACGCGCCGCUCGCCGUCCCAUCCUCCUCGUCUCAUCACGUCCGCCUCCCUCCUCCCCUUUCUUCGCUCAGUGAGCUCCGUCUCACUCAAACUGACCUCGCCCGAGCGCACACGCCAGCGUCGACGCGCAUCGUGCCCCGUCCAAGAACUGCCCCACCGGAUGCCGACGCCGCGGCGGCCCUCAUGGUCGCCCGCGCGGAGGCCGGCGACUUCGUGCGGGCUCAGUCCAUCUGGGCGCAGCUCCUGCUCAGCUCCGCCGCGCCGUGCCUGACUGCCGCGGCGCCCCGCCUCCUCCCGGCGUACGCGCGCGUCGGCCGCUACGACGAGGUCCUCCUCGCCGCGAGGGAGCUCGCCGCGCGUGACCCCGCCGCGGCGCGGGACCUCUACCCGCUCGCCGUUUCCUGCCUCGGCGCCGCCGGCGAGCUCGCUCUCAUGGAGGACGCCGUGCAGGAGAUGGCCCGCGCCGGCCUCGGCGUCGACUCCGCCACCGGCAACGCCUUCGUGCGGCACUACGCAGCCUCCGGCACCGUCUCGGAGAUGGAGACGGCGGUCGGCCGGCUCAAGAAGACCGGCCUCCUCAUCUCCGUCGACGCCAUCCGCGCCGUCGCUUCGGCGUACAUCGCCCACCGGAAGUACUACAAGCUCGGCGAGUUCGUCAGGGGCGUCGGCCUCGGCCGCCGGGACGCCGGCAACCUGCUCUGGAACCUCUACCUUCUCUCCUUCGCGGCCAACUUCAAGAUGAAGUCGCUGCAGCGCGCCUUCCUGGAGAUGACCGCCGCCGGGUGCCGGCCGGACCUCACCACCUUCAACAUCCGCGCCGCCGCCUUCUCCAAGAUGUGCAUGUUCUGGGACCUCCACCUCACCGCCGAGCACAUGCGCCGCGACGGCGUCGCGCCGGACCUCGUCACGCACGGCUGCUUCGUGGACGCCUACAUGGAGCGCCGGCUCGCGCGCAACAUCUCCUUCGCGUUCCGCCGGCUGGACGGCGGCGCCGAGCCUGUCGUGGCCACGGACGGCGUCGUGUUCGAGGCGUUCGGCAAGGGGGGCUUCCACGCCACCUCCGAGGUACUGCUAGAGGCGGCCGGCGGGAAGCGGCGGUGGACGUACUACGACUUGCUCGGCGUCUACCUGAGGAAGCAGCACAGGAGAAACCAAAUCUUUUGGAACUACUGA